AUGUACCCCUUUCCUGAUACUUUGUUCGAGCUCCAGUCCCCAUUGAUCUUUGACGAGUCUCUUGACUUCUCUGAUCCAGAGGAGUCUCGGUUCGCUGGGGCCUAUUCGGACAGCCUGCUGGCUAAACCUGGUAAUCUCCUGUCCAUGUCUGCUCUCGACAAGGCUCAAAAGAUUGAUUACCUAGACUCGGACGAGACUUCCAACGCGCUGCGUGAAACAUCAACUCUGCUUGCGUGCCCACCAGGAUCCUACGGAACUUCCAUGUACAACCCAAUGCUGGAUGGUAGCUUCAUUUCUGACGACGACAGUGCUCACUACAUGUCGAACAGCGCCUAUGCCGGUUCCCCAUUCGACAUCCGUCGCUCGCCCAGUCUGGAAUCAAACUGCAACCCUGCUCCCGAAGUGACCUCCUUCUCGCCUUCCAUUGGGUACGAAGGCACCAAGUUGACCAUCUACGUUGAGUCAUUUUACGAUCUGCUCAACCCUCCUACCUGGACGUUCUCUGUCGUCUUUGGGUCCGCCCAUUGCGACUGUACGAUUACCUCAUUGGGCCUGGAAGAUUCCAAAUUCCAAUACGCGCUCACUGUCACCGUUCCAGCAUUCGUAUCCACUGCUUGUUCUGCACUUUGCGUCGCUCUCCAAGUCGUCCUCAACGACCAGGAAUCGUCAACUCAGCAUAUUGCACGCAUUGGUUCGUUCACAUACGACCAGGAGGCAAGACAGAUGUCUCCCCGCAAGAGAAGAAUGUCUUCCGCUUCAGAUGGCACUUCUGCUUCUGCCAACUCUAGCUCUGUGAAGCAGAUGCGCAUCAAUGAUGGUACCAAGGUCGAGCGCCUGUCUGCAUCCCCUUACUCGCCUUAUCUGCCAACGCCCAGCUCGAUGGGUAGCUAUUCCGGACAGUAUCAACAGGUUCUCCCCGCGGGACAAUACGAGCAUCAAAUUCAGCUCAGAGCCACUGCUCCCUCGCCGCUCGCUUCCUCCUGGAGCCCAUGCGUUUCUAACGCGACCGCAACGUCUUGCAGUCCUCCCAUGUCCGUGACUCCCAUUGCUCAGGAACCCGAGAUGAACCGCGCAAACCCAACUCUGGUCCGUACCUCGACCAUCCAGCAGGCCCUCGCGGGUGCCCCAAGCCCGAAUGCCCCAUUCAACCCAUACGCGAUGUACCCAAGCAAAGCCGUGCUCAAGCUGAACGGCGACCUUGAUGCGAUGGCUCUCAACUGGAAGCCCGAGGAAUGCGAAGCCCAACGCCGCCUGGUUCAAUUCACUCGUCGUCAGGAAGGAAGCACUAUCCACGCUGACUUCAAGCCCGUGGCUCCUGCUGACCGUGUCCCUAACAGCAUCUGCAUUAGCUGCAUUCAAUGGGCUGGCAAGAAGGAAUGUUAUGUCACCAGCGUUGACACAAUCUACUUGCUUGAAUCUCUCGUCGGCGUCCGCUUCACCGUGGAAGAGAAGAACCGUAUCCGCCGCAACCUGGAAGGUUUCCGUCCCAUGACCGUCUCAAAGGCUAAACCAGACAGCGAAGAUUUCUUCAAGGUGAUCAUGGGUUUUCCAAAUCCCAAACCACGCAACAUCGAAAAGGACGUCAAGGUUUUCCCAUGGAAGAUCCUCACCCAUGCCCUCAAGAAGAUCAUCGGGAAAUAUUCCGCCAGUUACUCGUCUACGGCCGCAGCGUUGCCUGCUCCCCUUCGAUCCAACUACGCUGGUAGCCCUAACAUGUCGAGUUCCGGUAUUGUGGAUGUUCGUUCCGGUUCGCCCGCGGGACACCAGGCUAACUCCAUGGCCAAUGCGCUCCCACCUCACACGGCCUCUCACUUGUCCUCGUCCAGCUAUAUGCCUGUCAUGGUCACCAGUGCCGCAUCGCACCCUAGCCUAACCGCCGCAUAUAGCUAUUCCAGCCUCCCCCAUCGACACAUCCAGCCAUCUCCCAUCAUCGUCCCUAGCCAGGCAACAUUCGAUUUCAGCGCAUAUGUUGGCCACAACCAAAUGCCGACCUACCAAAGCUCCUAA
This is a messenger RNA of Arthroderma uncinatum, 2007 nucleotides long. Its product is annotated as transcriptional regulator Medusa. Bases 1 to 2007 code for a protein of 668 amino acids. The record is from RefSeq and is a predicted model, not a curated record. NCBI's taxonomy places the organism in Eukaryota, Fungi, Ascomycota, Eurotiomycetes, Onygenales, Arthrodermataceae. The transcript has 3 exons. Gene Ontology annotation, cellular component: nucleus.